AUGGAGCAGGUAAAUGAGCUAAAAGAGAAGGGCAAUAAGGCCCUGAGUGCCGGCAACAUCAACGAUGCAUUGCAAUGCUAUUCCGAAGCAAUUAAGUUAGAUCCCCACAACCACGUGCUCUACAGCAACCGCUCAGCAGCCUACGCCAAGAAAGGAGACUACCAGAAGGCCUACGAAGAUGGUUGCAAAACUGUUGACUUGAAGCCUGACUGGGGCAAGGGCUAUUCUCGAAAAGCAGCGGCUCUUGAGUUUUUGAACCGAUUUGAAGAAGCCAAGCAAACCUAUGAGGAGGGUUUAAAACAUGAAGCAAAUAACCCGCAGCUCAAAGAGGGCUUACAGAAUAUGGAGGCUCGAUUGGCAGAGAGAAAAUUCAUGAACCCUUUCAACAUGCCCAAUCUAUACCAGAAGUUGGAGGGUGACCCCAGGACAAGGGCACUGCUCAAUGAUCCUUCCUACCGGGCGCUGAUAGAGCAACUGCGGAGCAAGCCAUCCGAUCUGGGCACGAAAUUGCAAGAUCCCCGGAUCAUGACUACUCUCAGUGUCCUCCUGGGAUUUGAUCUGGGCAGUAUGGAUGAUGAGGAUGAAGUUGCUACACCUCCACCACCACCUCCUCCCAAAAAGGAGACCAAACCAGAGCCGAUGGAAGAGGAUCUUCCAGAGAACAAGAAGCAGGCCCUGAAAGAAAAGGAAUUGGGAAAUGAGGCCUACAAGAAGAAAGACUUUGACACCGCCUUGAAGCACUAUGACAGAGCCAAGGACCUGGACCCCACCAACAUGACUUACAUGACCAAUCAAGCAGCUGUGUACUUCGAAAAGGGCGACUACAGCAAAUGCCGGGAGCUUUGUGAGAAGGCCAUUGAAGUGGGCCGAGAAAACCGGGAAGACUAUCGACAGAUCGCCAGAGCUUACGCACGGAUUGGCAAUUCCUACUUCAAAGAAGAAAAAUACAAGGAUGCCAUCCAUUUCUACAACAAGUCUCUGGCAGAGCACCGAACACCAGAUGUGCUCAAGAAAUGCCAGCAGGCAGAGAAAAUCUUAAAGGAGCAAGAGCGGCUGGCCUACAUAAACCCUGACCUGGCUUUGGAGGAGAAGAACAAAGGCAAUGAAUGUUUCCAGAAAGGGGACUAUCCCCAAGCCAUGAAGCAUUAUACAGAAGCUAUCAAACGGAACCCAAAAGAUGCCAAAUUGUACAGCAAUCGAGCUGCCUGCUACACCAAACUCCUGGAGUUUCAGCUGGCACUCAAGGACUGUGAGGAAUGUAUCCAGCUGGAGCCAUCCUUCAUUAAGGGCUACACACGGAAAGCAGCCGCCCUAGAAGCAAUGAAGGACUACACAAAAGCUAUGGACGUCUACCAGAAGGCACUGGAGCUGGACUCCAACUGUAAGGAGGCAGCAGAUGGUUAUCAGCGCUGCAUGAUGGCCCAGUACAACCGACACGACAGCCCCGAAGAUGUGAAGCGACGGGCCAUGGCCGACCCUGAGGUGCAGCAGAUCAUGAGCGACCCAGCCAUGCGGCUCAUCCUGGAGCAGAUGCAGAAGGACCCUCAGGCACUUAGCGAACACUUGAAGAAUCCUGUAAUAGCACAGAAGAUCCAGAAGCUGAUGGAUGUGGGCCUGAUCGCUAUUCGGUGA
Molecule: messenger RNA, 1632 nt
Organism: Pipistrellus nathusii (Nathusius's pipistrelle)
Lineage: Eukaryota; Metazoa; Chordata; Mammalia; Chiroptera; Vespertilionidae
Source: the annotation of a GenBank genome assembly